This is a messenger RNA of Pyricularia grisea, 687 nucleotides long. RefSeq lists its product as uncharacterized. The coding region runs from base 1 to 687 and encodes 228 amino acids. NCBI's taxonomy places the organism in Eukaryota, Fungi, Ascomycota, Sordariomycetes, Magnaporthales, Pyriculariaceae. The transcript has a single exon. The record is from RefSeq and is a predicted model, not a curated record.
AUGUCUCCAACACAACUCUAUCAAUUCACCUACCCCUCCUCACUGACCCUCACGCACGUGCCCCCACCACCGUCACCCACCUUUGAAGACUGGUGGUCCGCCCAAAUGACACAACACCCGUUUCUGUCCCAAACCUUCGACCCCUGGCGCGCCACCGUACCCGUACUCCGCCGCUCCCUGACCGCGCUGGGCAUCCCCACGACGCCCCGCGCGCGCAAGUCCGCCCUGGUCCGCGCGUUCGAGGACGAGGCACCGCUCCUCGUCCCGCAGUUCGAAGCCAACCUCAAAGCCUGCUUUCCUCCCUUGCCGCCACAGCCGCUGCGGCGGCCCCGGGGCAUCAAGCGGCGGUUGAGAGGAAAACGCGACGACGAUGAAGGAGAAGGACGAGAGGAGGAUGGCGACGCGGAUGAGGGAGCAAAAGCCCGGCUGGAGCUGAGGAGGCAGAAGCUGGCUCGGCUGAACCGCGACGAGUUGGACGAUUUGGUCCAGUUUCGUGAUGAUAUGCGCUCGGCCGAGAAGAAGCUUGAGAUGAGCAUGGGGGAGUUUGAGAGUGUGAGGUGGAAGGUGCAACGUCUGCUGGGCGAGUUGAAUAAGGGCUUGGCUGGGCUGGAUGAUGCGAGGGCGAAGUGUGCCGAGUGGAGGGAGAGCAUGACGGAUGAUUUACGGUUGUGGCUUUCUAUGCAGUGA